Messenger RNA from Otolemur garnettii (small-eared galago), 832 nucleotides. It is a transcript of the gene HAPSTR2, whose product is annotated as UPF0472 protein C16orf72. The record is from RefSeq and is a predicted model, not a curated record. The transcript has a single exon. Bases 5 to 832 code for a protein of 275 amino acids. Lineage: Eukaryota; Metazoa; Chordata; Mammalia; Primates; Galagidae.
GAGAAUGGAGGAGCAGCAGAGGGAGGGCGAGGCGGAGGUCGCGGACCACUGGUUCUCAAAGUGGGAACGUCAGUGCCUGGCUGAGGUAGAGCGAGAAGAGGAGCUGGCCCCCGAGCUUCAGGAAGAGGCGGCCCCUGAGGCGGCGGGGCUCAAGAGCGAGCAGCAGAAGCUGUGGUAUCUCUUCCAGAACUCGGCCACCGCCGUGGCCCAGCUCUACAAGGAUUCUGAGUGCCAAGAGCCAGAAUUCUCGAUGUGGGAUCCCUUCCAGAACGCAGCCAUGGCCGUGACCAGCCUCUAUAAAGAGAGUGGAGAUGCCCACCAACGAAGUUUUGACCUGGGCGUCCAGGUUGGCUACCAGCGUCGCAUCAAAGAUGUGUUGGAGUGGGUGAAAAAGGGCCGGAGUGUCAUUCGUCGCGAAGACCUGAUUAGCUUCCUGUGCGGCAAAGUGCCUCCUGCCCCUCCAGCGCCACUCACUAGCAGAACGCCCCUGAAGCCGCCCGCUGGGGCCCCGAGCCAAGCUGAGGUCACUGAGUCCGGCUCAUCAGUGGACGUCGACCUGCAGCCCUUCCACGAGGCCAUCGCCCUGCACUGCCUCAACGGCGCCAUGGCCAGCAUCAGCGUGCAAGCAAGUGCCCCUGGCUCCCCGCCUCAAGACAGCUCCGUGGCCAGCAACGGGCACCGAAAAAGUAGCUUCCUCGAGGGCGACUUGAACCUCCUCCAGUCAGAACUGGCCCUCACCGUGGACAGUGGGGGAAACCGCAAGCGCACCACGACCCAGUGCGGUGAAGGCAUCACAGACUCCCCAACUCACAAGCGCAACCGAAUGGUCUAA